UUGAAAUAUCUGAGUGGAAAUAAGAGGAUAAGAAGAUCCUAACUCCGAAGGCCGCAUGAGCAGCUCCAUUUGGACUUAGAAGUCAGAACGCCAUGCCAAUGAACUCCACCAUCAAACCCACUUUCCUUCCCUGUCCAAACCCCACCAACAACAGCACUUUCUCCCAAAACAACCUCUUCGACUUCAACAUCAUACCAAAAUGCCACCGCGCCAAAUUCUUCCGCAGAGCUUCUUCCCUGGCAGUGAAGUGCAGCAACAAUGGCGGCCUCCGAGAGCAAAGCUUUAAUCUCAAGGACUCCCUAAACGACGUCGUGGGAGAGCAGGUUCAGGAGCUGCUGAACAGAGAAGAGAACAAGGCUUUGCUUGAUGGGUUGGAGAGGGCUUCGCUGAGGGUUGAGAAGGCCAAGAGAGAGCUCGCCGAGAUUGAAAGACAGGAACUUGAGGCUAAUCAAAUGAGGGAAUAUGUUGACCAGCUUGAGAGAAGAGCUUCCGAGAUUGCAGAAUGUCAGAAGGAGAUAUCAGAGGCAAGAGCAAUGGUUGAAGAAGCCGAACGCUCACUCUCUCAAAGUGAAGAAGGUUCUUAUGCAGGAAAAGGAAAUGAAGAAAUUGACAAGGAUGAAGAGAGAUUGGAGUCUAUAAAAGCAGCUUCUAUCUCUGCUUUUGUUGGCACUAUUGCAGGAUUGCCAAUCUCCCUUACUCAGGUGUCCACCACUUCACAGCUGAUACUCCCUCUAGCAAUCACCUUUGCUAGCUGUGCAUUAUUCGGGGUUACCUUUAGGUACACCAUAAGAAGAGACUUGGAUGAUGUCCAUCUUAAGACAGGGGCAUGUGCGGCUUUCGGAGUUGUCAAAGGUCUUGCUACACUGAGUGGUGGACAACCUUUGGAAUUAAAUACAGAAAGCAUCUCGUCUCAUGCUUUUGAUGGUGCAAUUCAUGUGUCCCAGGAUCUUUUUCUUUUUGUUUCUGCUGCUGUUGGUCUGGACUAUUGUUUUAAGAUGGGGCUUUUGAGUCCUUUCCCUAUCAAAACAUCAAUUGCGAGAACCAAAGAUAGUUGAUGUGCUAAUGUUGAAAAGAUCAUACAAUUCCUAAUUGUAGAUUAUUUGCUAACCAAUUUGGUGGUAUACAUUUAUUAUUCAAUUAUUAUCUUCUAA
This is a messenger RNA of Morus notabilis, 1151 nucleotides long. RefSeq lists its product as uncharacterized. NCBI's taxonomy places the organism in Eukaryota, Viridiplantae, Streptophyta, Magnoliopsida, Rosales, Moraceae. Bases 93 to 1055 code for a protein of 320 amino acids. The transcript has 3 exons. The record is from RefSeq and is a predicted model, not a curated record.